Sphaeramia orbicularis (orbiculate cardinalfish) is the source of this 839-nucleotide messenger RNA. RefSeq names its product FXYD domain-containing ion transport regulator 6-like. The record is from RefSeq and is a predicted model, not a curated record. Bases 270 to 569 code for a protein of 99 amino acids. The transcript has 10 exons. Gene Ontology annotation, biological process: regulation of sodium ion transmembrane transporter activity. Gene Ontology annotation, molecular function: sodium channel regulator activity. Lineage: Eukaryota; Metazoa; Chordata; Actinopteri; Kurtiformes; Apogonidae. Gene Ontology annotation, cellular component: membrane.
AUUCCUCAGACCAAAAAGAAAGACAGAUCUAGUUGGUAGAGCAGAGACUACUUGAGAAUCUCCAUAGAAUGCAAUGCACAAUAACUCAUCUUUAAUCAAUGGUUUUCAUAUUUUUCAAGUUAUAGUUUAAACAUUUGCAUUGCAUAGUUUUUCCUGGCUGAAGCUGUAAGUCAAAAAACUUUUACUUUUUCUUUUUGUUAAGAAGAGUUCGUCUCACUGGGCGGAGAGAAAGUAUCUCCAGAGUUUGUAGGAGGUUGACACACGGUACAAUGGAUCUUCUUUUGUUGACAGCGUUUAGCACCUGGCUGGCUCCUGCACUGGGAUCAGCAUUUGGCAGGGAAGUUUUUGCUUCAGCAGCAGAUGACGACAAAGAAGACUACGACGUUUCUUUUCAUUAUGAUUAUGAAUCUCUGAGAAUCGGUGGCCUGGUUUUUGCAGUGGUACUGUUCCUCAUGGGCAUCGCUCUCAUUGCCACCAGAAAAUGCACUUGCUCAAAGAGUAACGAGACACGGCCCAGGGAUCCUGAUGUAGAAACCAAUCGUGUGAGAGACAGUAAUGAUCAAAAAUGAUUGGUACACCGAUAGACCAUGAGCUGUGGAAUUCUGGUGGCAGCAAAUACACUGAUCAAAGCUGAAGACAAUCUUUCUAUGGACAUGGACAACUUUCUUCGAUUUCAUAAUGUUACUACGCUCCUUUUUACAGUUUUGUAAUGUUUUUAAUCAGAAAAUGUUGCUAGAUAAUGUGCCAACUUUAUAUGAAGGUAAUAGUGUACCAAGUGCAAUAAAUAGUUUUUUUUUUGACUGUGAGAUUCAUGCAAAAUAAAUUUUCAAUAAAUAUGG